UCCAGAAAGACAAAAGAACUGAGUGCUCAUUUCACCCCCGAAACCUAUGAGCCUAUAUAAAGCUAAUCAAUUUCAGUAAUCACACUUCCUUGUUCUUAAAGAAUUUAGACAAUGGAGUAAUACUCCAAUACACAACUAAAUGCUCUCACCACUCUUCACAAAACUACUCAAUGGCUGCUUUCUGUAGAAUCAAAAGAUCCCAUUUUCUUUUCUCCAGAUCACUCAAACAAUUCCUCAACCUAUAUACUCAGAACAACAACACUCAAAUUCAAAACCCAUUUAUAAAAUACAAUCUUUUUCAAUUUUCUUCAACACCGACUUGCCAAAAACCUCAAAAUUUUCUCCCCCCACUUUCUCUAGAAGAUUCCAGAAUCGUUGAUAAACUUGUACACGUAUUCACUGAGCGCCUUGAUACAUCAAAAAGCGAAGAACUUGAUGAGUUGGGUCCAAAGAUUACAACUUUAAUUGUUGAAUUUGUUCUUAAAAGGCUCAAAAGUUGGAGAAUAGCUCAAUUGUUUUAUAAUUGGGCUAAGAAUCAAAGUGGUUUUAGUCAUAAUUGUCAUACAUUUAAUUUAAUGGCCGAGUGUCUAUCAGCUGCUCGACAAAUUGACUCAAUGAGAAUGUUGGUUAAUGAUGUGAUUAAAUGUCAGUGUUAUUUUACUCCACGUGCUUUGGGUUUCUUUAUUAGGUGUUUGAGUAAUCAAGGGUUGGUUAAAGAGGCUAAUGAAUUGUUUGAUCAUAUGCAAAAAUCGGGUCUUUGUGUUCCGAAUAGUUUUAGUUAUAACUGCUUGUUAGAUGCUAUAUCUAAGGGUGGUGAUGUUGGUUUAAUUGAGCUGAGAUUGAAGGAGAUGAAUAGCUAUGGGUGGCAGCUUGAUAAGUAUGCUCUGACACCUACUUUGCGGUGUUACUGCAAUGCGGGGAUGUUUGAAAAUGCGUUGGUUGUUUUUAAUGAGAUGCGCGAGAAAGAAUUGGUUGAUGCACAUGUUUUGUCGAUCUUGUUGGUUUCCUUUAGCAAGUGGGGCAAGGUGGAUAAGGCGUUUGAGUUGGUUGAGAGGAUAGAAGAUCUCAAUAUUAGCUUAAAUGAAAAGACAUGUUUUGUUCUGAUUCAUGGUUUUGUGAGGGAAGGCAGAACAGAUAAAGCGUUGCAACUGUUGGAUAAAAUGAGGAAAAUGGGCUUUGUGCUGGACAUUUCUAUUUAUGGUGUGUUAAUAGAAGAGUUGUCUAGGAAUAGUGAGAUUGAGAAAGCUAUGCAGCUGUACGAGGAAAUGAAUGAUUCAGGUGUCCGUCCUGAUAUUAAAAUACUUACUGACCUUAUGUCUUGUGUGCGUGAUGAAAGAGAUAUGAUCCGAAUAGUUGAGGAGAGGUAUGAGAGUCUUGAACUGAAAGAUAGGAUGCUGUUGUAUAAUUCUGUCCUGAAAGGACUUAUUAACAAUGGUUCAACUGAUAAAGCAUAUCGUCUACUUUGUGCAUCAACGGGUCUUGAAUCUGGUGGUGAUUUUAACAAGGACAAUCCUUUUUCCAUGAAGGAACUUGUUUGUCCUAAUACUAUUUCGUUUGAAAUAGUUAUUGAUGGUUUGUGUCGGGCGGAUAGGUUGGAAAUGGCUCUCAGCCUGUUUAGAGAUAUGGACCAUAUUGGUUGUAAACGCAGUGUGCUACUUUACAAUAAUUUAAUUGAUUAUUUGAGUAGGUCUGCUAGACUUGAUGAAUGCUAUGAGCUUUUGAAUGAGAUGAAACAAUCAGAAUUUCGGCCAACACAUUACACAUACAACUCAAUUUUUGGAUGCUUAUGUAGGCAAGGGGAUGAUGCGGGCGCCCUUGCUCUGGUGAGGGAGAUGCGUGUGCAUGGGCAUCAACCUUGGAUAAAAUAUUACACGCUGCUCAUGCAGAAACUCUGCAAAGAUGGGCAAGCAGUCAAAGCUUCUAACUUUCUUGCUGACAUGGUUCAAGAAGGAUUUCUGCCUGAUGUAGUUGGUUAUUCGGCAGUCAUAGAUGGUCUUAUUAAGAUUAAACAGUUGGAUAAAGCAUUGGAUCUCUUCAAAGAGAUCUGUGCUCGGGGUCACUGCCCCGAUGUAGUUGCUUAUAACAUAAUGAUAAAUGGCCUAUCUAAGGCCAAAAGAGUACUUGAAGCCCAGGGUCUUGUUGAUGAAAUGAUGGAUAAGGGGCUAAUUCCAUCAGUUGUUACCUACAACUCACUGAUUGAUGGGUGGUGCAAAAAUGGUGAUAUAGAUCGGGCCAUUGUAAAUCUCACUAGGAUGACCGAAAAAGAACGGGAGCCCAAUGUCAUUACUUACACCACUCUAAUAGAUGGGUUAUGCAAUGCUGGCAAACCAAAUGAUGCUAUGAGGCUUUUGGUCGAAAUGGAGUCAAAGGGUUGCCUUCCAAGUAGAGUAACUUUUAUGGCUCUCGUUAGUGGUCUGUGCAAGUGUGGAAAGCCAGAUAUUGCGCUGACUUAUCUGCAGGAAAUGGAGAGGAAGGAGAUGAAACCUGAUCCAUAUGUCUACAUAGUGAUAAUAAAAGCUUUUAUAAACAAUUUGAAUCCUAAAGAAGCUUUUAAUGUACUAGAAAAGGUGGUCCAUGAUGAGUCUCUUCAAGAUUUAAAUGGUAAGGAUCUUUCUACUCUUAAAGAGGCAAUACUUUCCCUGUUAGCAGAUCCAAGGACUUCCUCAAAUGUGAAAAUCCUGUUGGAGGAGGGUCAUUUUACAGCACUUUGUAGCAUCUCUGAAAUCGGUUGACAUGAUUGGAUUGUUCAGCUCUCUUGACCUCUGUUUGCAUCCGUAGUUACUGCGGAUUAAGAACUAAAACGAGGAAAUGGAAAGCAUUAAGUGCCGUGCUCUACACUUGUCGUUUUAGUGUACUGAUGAGUUUCUGUGCCGCAAUAUUGAUUGCAUCGUCAAUGAAAAAGUUAUACAGCAGGAGCAGUUUCCAUUUGUUCAAAAAGAGGUUUUAAACCUUGUGCUUGAUAUUAUGGCACCACACAGAGGGAUGAGGAGGAAUAUCUGGACGGCGUUGGCAAAAAUUGCAGGAGCAAUCAGCAACUCUGGAGCGUCGACCGCCCAAAAUAUUUACUGGAGGAGAUAUGCAUCCAUCUUGGUUAGAGAGGAACAUAUUAAGUGGUUUGACGAGGAUAACUAAGCUGACAUGCUGGAGUUUGCUGCUGGGCAAGCUUUGCUAAAUUGGAAAAAUCCCAUCGGUCUGUGACUAAAUCCUAAACUUCAGAUUGACAAGUAGAAAAAAGAGAAAAGUCCAACUUAAGCCCGAUAAAGAUUGACAAAGCGCAACUGCAAUGAACUCAGCCUAUUUGGAAGCUCUAGAAGCUAAGUUUGCAGCUUGUUUAGGAGGUACUGCUGAUAAUAAUGGGCCAACCAAUAAGAAAAGCUCCCUCACUUGAAGCUCCUGAGGAGAUUAAUGUUGAGAAAUUUCACUCUUCUAUUGUAACAUUUCUGUAUUUGCUAAUGACUGGUACCUUAAUUUCUGGCAUAAUUGAAAAGUUUCAAAGGAUUCUUUGCAAAGUUUA
Messenger RNA from Nicotiana tabacum (common tobacco), 3514 nucleotides. RefSeq names its product putative pentatricopeptide repeat-containing protein At5g08310, mitochondrial. The record is from RefSeq and is a predicted model, not a curated record. NCBI's taxonomy places the organism in Eukaryota, Viridiplantae, Streptophyta, Magnoliopsida, Solanales, Solanaceae. Gene Ontology annotation, molecular function: protein binding.